AUCAGUGUUGAAAAGACAGUGAGGUUGGUCUCAUCGACAGUGUCUUGUCUUCUCGACUUAGCGUGCGAGUAUAAGCGAGUGGAGGCACGCAAAUGUGUGGUAUCGACUCUUUCGCGAAGCACGUAGGUAUUCCGCGCGCGAGCAAAGUACAACAGUUUUGAUGUUGACCAGGUUAGAUUAAAUUCAUCAUUUGCCGGUUCGUAACCCGGUCGUGAUCGUCGCAGUCGUCACACCGUUUGAUACGACCUCGACGAGAAGCCGGGCACAGUCGUCGCGGAUGAGUGCCGUCGUCGUGCGACGUCUUGCAUACGUGGCAAAGGUUGUUCACCAAUCAAAAGUGCCUGCUCACCAAUAGGCGUGGCUUGAAGCUUCACGUAUAGCUCGCCUCACAUCCGGCGGCCAUAGUGCUUCGGGAGAUCGUCGCGUGUGUGUGUGCGGAAUUCACGCUCUCGUUCCCUGCCUGGUCGUUUCUUCGCGAUACAGUCGUGCGAGCGUCCGAGCGAGUCGCACAGCACGCCGCGGAUCUGCGUUGAAUUGCGUGUCUGCUUUGCGUAUCCACGAUUGCUGCAUUUCUGAACGGAAUCUACGACGAUAGCGAACGUUGUUCUCGAUAAAAUAGUCGAAGAUGGAUAUUCAGACAGGGUUUGUGUAUAUUGGAGUAGUUGUUGCUUCUGCAUUGUUGAUCGUAUUUAUGUCGAUUUUUGGAAUAAAAGAGAAAUCAUAUGAAGAAGCCAUUGCUGAGCAGAGAAAACUUCCUGAUGACUUGUUAUCAAGUAAAAAGGAUAAAAAUAAAGAAAAGAAACAUAAGAAUAAAGCAGGAAAAAAAGUGAAAGAGAAGAAAGAAGAGAAAGAUGAUAAGGAUGAUAAAGAUGAAAAGGCAGAACAUGUACAGUUUGAGGAAAUUCCGCAGAUACUGCCUCCAGAACCUCCAGCACAGGAGAGUAACAAGGGAAAUAAAAAGAAAGGAAAGUUUGAAAAGAUCAAACCAAUCCUCAUAAAUAAAGACGAGCCAUCGACCAUUGUGACUGAAUUAAGUCCUUCACAACUUCCUUUGGCAGAAGCUAAUCAUUUUGACAUUAUUCAUCCAAAAGAUGACCUUGAACUCGUACGAAGUCACAGUAGAGAAAAUCUUCAACAGCUUAGUCAACCAGAAACUGCGGCAAACAAGUCGCCAAAAGAUACACCAACUAAAUCAAAGAAGAACAAUAAAGACGUCGUAAAAAAGAAAGAUGAAAAUGCUAAAGACGAGAAGCAAGAGGUUAAUACUCAAACUAAUGCAUCGUUCGCUAAUAAAGAAACCGUGAAGGAAAUAAAAGAGCAACAGAAGGAAACGCCAGUUAAAGAGAUAAAAGAAGCUGUUAAAGAAACUGCACCUAUUGUGCAGUCUGCAAAUAAGGAGUCUAAAAAAACGAAGAAAAAGAAUGACAUUUUAGCUCAGAUUGAGGGAGAUGCUGUCAAUGUUCAGCUUUUGAUGCUGUUUAUCCAGAAAGCAGAACUUAGUCGAUCUGAGAUACAGAUUCUUAUUGACCAUCUUUUGAAUAAGCAAAUGGACAACCCGUUAGAACAUUCUGAAUGGACAGAAGGUCGUGCUGAUCCUGUCAUUAAGUUAAAAAAACAAUUGGCGGAAAAGGAAAAAGCAUUAACUGAUGAACAUGAAGCCAGCAUAGCUUUCCAAAAUAAAUUAAAGGAAUUACGAGCCGAAUUGAAUGGAGAGCGAUCCAGGUUUUCAGCUAAUACUAGACAACUUGAGGAGACAUUAAGCGCUAAAAUGACAGAAACUCAAACUUUACACACACGGAUGCAACACAUUCUGGAGAGUCACGCUGCCGAGAAGCAGGGUUUCGCCAGACAAAUCGAACAAUUGCAGACUAAAGUAAACGAGGACGCCGCCAUUAUUCAUAAGAUGCAAGAGGAACAAGGACAGACUCAGGGUCAUCUGCAACAGGAGUUGAUCGCCCAACGAAAACAAAUGGAGGUACAGUUUGCUCAAAUGCGUGAUACUGAAAACACGUUGAAGUCGCAGCUUGCUCAGAGGAAUGUAGAAGUACAAGAAUUGCAAAAUGAACUCCAAGCAACCUGUGAAAGUAGUAGCGCAGAGAUGGAGCUGUUACGUCAGCAAUUGGGAAUAAUGCAGGGCCAAUUGAUGCACUCGGAAGGGCAGAUACAACAUCUCAAAGAAGCAAGUGGCACAUUGCAAGAUGUCGCUAGACAACUAGAAGAAUCCCAUCGUGCGCAGGCAGACUUGGAUCACAGAUUAAAAAGUGCACAUCGUCACGAACAGGAAUUGCAAAAACAAGUAAAUUCGUUACAAGCUGAGUUGAAUCUCGUGAAAAACGAAGCUAAUGAGACCCCUGCUUUAAAAACUGAACUUAGUAAGGUUCAAUCUGAAUUAAUAAAAUUGAAGACAGAACUAUCAGUCACGCUGAACGAAGCGAAAUCAGAAGCGGCCGAAGUUACAGCUCUGAAAACCGCAUUAAAUAACAAAGAGGAUGAAUUAAAGAAGUCUCAAAACGAACUUAAUAUCGUGCAAAACAACUUACAGCAGACAAACGCACAAGUCAUGCACAUGGUAUCUAAAUUGAAUUCUGUUCAAAAUGAAUUAGACACAGUAAAAAUCGAAUACGAGAGAACAGAGCGUAACUUAAAAGAAGCAAUAAACGAUGCAAACAAGUAUCAGAAUGAGGUACAAAGAGUGCAUGAUGUGCAUAAGACCGUACAAACGGAUUUGGCUAAGGCUCAUGCUAUGAUUGAAGACCUGAAAGAAGCUCUGAGUGAAUUGAAAGUCUUAGAAAUUGAGAACAGCAGAUUACGAAACAACGAGAAACAAAUAGGAGAGGCUCAAUUGCAAAUCACGAAACUUCAAGAAGAAAACGAUAGAUUACGUGCUGAGCUUACAAGUGUCGUGGAACAGCAAAAAAUACAGGAACGUGGACAAGAUAACAUACCUACGAAUAUAUUAGCUGUAACUAGACUCGAACGUCCGGCUGCGGAAGGACGUGAGAAUAUGGAAGACGAAAUCCAAAAGAACACUCUUGGAUCUUUGGAUUAUGCUAAUUUUCAUCCAUCCACUACGGAGAAAGCUCUACUAGAUGAAUUAAAGAUCCAACUAAUACACAAAGAUGAAGAGCUUAAUAGGUUAAACGAACAAUUGAUUGUGUUAAAAAAUGACAUAAGUGAACACAGUGUUCUUACUAGGCAACUACGAGAUGACUUGGAAAUUCAGAAAUCCAAAAAUAAUGAGUUACGCACAAAGAACUGGAAAGUGAUGGAAGCUCUUUCUGCUGCUGAAUCGCGUGCUAAAUCUAGUGGUGGAAAGAGUAGUGGAGAAAUUAUGCAAGAAGUCAAAGUAGAACAAGAGGAAAUAACCAAGGCUCUUCUACAGAGGAUAUUUCCGGAAAUUAAAGUAUCUGAAAAGACUCAUGAACAGUGGCUCAAAACUUUUGAAUAUAAAGUAUGCACUGUUCUAAAUGAAUUAAAACAGAAGAGCACAACUCACGAAAAUUCAGAUUUAGAAAAGCAAAAUAAAAACUUACAAGACGUGGUUUCGCGUUACCAGCAGGUUGUCAAAGAAACGGAAGGUAUGCUUAGUAAACUACAAAGUCACGUAGAAUCCGAGGAAACAAGAUGGCAGGUUCUACUUCGACAAAAGGAGAACGAAGUGGCAAGUCUUAGAACAGAACUUAAAGACAUCCAAACCAAACUAAACGCAAGCGAGAAACUUCAGCAGAAGGCAAUUGAGUUAGAAACCAGAUUAGCCAAUGCUGAAUCUCUUACAGAACAGACUAUUGCUGAAUUAUCAGCACUUCGAUCUGCGCAAAAAACAGUUUCUAGAGGAGAAAUCGACGGUUAUCAGCUUGCUACUUUAGAAAAACUACAAGAAGAAAAAGCCCGUUUGUCGCAAGAACUGCAAACAGAGUGCAACAAAAGGGCAACGUUGGAUGCCGAAGUUACAAAAUUGCGCUCCCUUGUUGAAACUAGUGAAGCGAGUUUAAUACAAGAAAAGAGUCUUGUCACUCAACUUCAACAGGAAGUCUCCCAACUCAAGAAUGAGAUUUGCGGUGGUUGUAGCAGCUCAGAACAGUCUAUGCUGAAUGGCCCACCCACAUCAGAUUCUCUACAAUCCGAGCCUCCUCUAGCGUCUCAGACUCUGAUAACCACAUUAAAAUACAAAGAAUACUUCAAGAAUACAGAGUUUGCAAACAAUUCCAUAACCAAGCCUGUCAAUUUGGUUCAGUCUGAACAAGAAAUUGAGAACAGCCCCCUUACUUCAAAAUACUCCUCCAAAUCUUGUCAUAUGACAGAUCACAACACACAGGCUAGUCGGAAGCAAUUGUAUGGUCAACAACAUAAAAAGCACAAGAAAAAGAGGAAGGGUGGUUCAGGAAAAAAAUAACUUCGAAAAAUAAGCUGCGCUAAUGCAAUACGAGUACUGGCGGCUAAAAAAAGAAAGAAAAAAAAAUGGGAAGUGCAAGUAUGAAAUUGCAGCACAAAUGCAGCACUGCUCUAUAGAUAUAAAAUGGCAUACCUUGCUAUUCAAAAGACUAAUACAAAGUGAAAAUACUAUGAAUAAUGUUUAUUGUAAAAAAAAAAUACCAUAUUUUAUUAUGUGGAGAAAAUAUAAAUAAUUAAACUCGUAGUGACUAAAUGGAUAUCUUGAAAUACUGGCGUAUGUGAUGGUUAUAUAUAUAUAUAAAUAUAUAUAUAUAUAUAUAAUUUAUAGAGGUAUAAUUAUAUAUAACUGUACGCUGUACGAUUAUAAGAGUUAUCAAAAAAUCGUGCAUUAUAAAUCACUGACAUUAAUUGUUUAUAUAUUAAAUUUUAUUUCUGUUAAAUCAAUGCAUAAGAAUGAUACUCACGGAUAUCCUUGUAAUUGGAAUAUAAUUUAUAAUUAUGACGUUUACUACGCAUAAUGUAUUCCAUGACUCAAUGUUCUGCAUUACUUCAUAACUUUGAUUGUUUUUUUACUUCAUAUUUUAAUUAAUAUUUUUGUUUCCUGUUUAUUUUCCUUUUAUAAUUAAAGAAAGGUACGCGGAGCAGAAUUAGUACAUGAAUACAUAUUCGCGCGUGCACAUGCAAUAUCAUACAUAAAAUAUAUACUACAUUUUGUUAUCAAUAGUGAACUUGGUACAUCAGAUUUUUUAAGUGAUCAUACUAUUAGUUCCAUUAUAUAAAAGUUCAAGUUUGUUGUUCGAUUUAUGUGCAAUAAUUAACGUUUACUAGAGUGUUGAAGUUGAAGGCCAGUUUUAUGUAUAAAAGUUAACAAAAAUUAACGAUUAUACUGAAUUUAAAAAGUAAUGCGUACAUGACGAAUUUUCAUAGUUUACAUAGGCCUUUAUCAUCAGAUUUAUGAACGUUUUAAUAUUGGAAAAGUGUGUUCGUGAAUAACGAGUAUGCAUUUUUAUAAAUGCACAUUAUAAAAAUUAUUUACGAGUACAUUUUGUCUAGUUUUAGAACGUUCAGCGUUCAAAUGAAUGAACGAUUUUAAGGGCAUUUAAAAAACAAACAAUGCUUGCAACUAUUAUGUUUAUAUUUAGUCAUACUCUGUUUAUGUAAAUGAACAAAGUGAAGUAUUCUAUAUUAUUGUUAUAAAGUAGUGAUAUUAGAAAUGCUCAGAUGAUUUUUUUAACAAUUACAGCAUGACCGUUCAGAAAAACACUGUUGGAAAUUAAUUGUAUAUUUGAAAGAGUUCUUUGUUCAUUCUAUAUAAUUGAUUGGUUGCGUACUGAAAUACUGAUUUUUGUAAGAAGCAUGUAAGUGUUUAGUACACCCCGUACUUAUUUACCAUUUUGUACCUAGAACGCAUAUUCAGUUAAAUAUAAUAAAAAUUUACUGUUUUACUUGA
Molecule: messenger RNA, 5842 nt
Organism: Odontomachus brunneus
Lineage: Eukaryota; Metazoa; Arthropoda; Insecta; Hymenoptera; Formicidae
Product: kinectin-like
Exons: 17
Coding region: 626-4393 (1255 amino acids)
Cellular component (GO): endoplasmic reticulum membrane
Source: RefSeq, a predicted model, not a curated record